Macrosiphum euphorbiae (potato aphid) is the source of this 258-nucleotide messenger RNA. Lineage: Eukaryota; Metazoa; Arthropoda; Insecta; Hemiptera; Aphididae. The record is from the annotation of a GenBank genome assembly.
AUGCCUACCACAAAUUCCCGUAAUAACCCGUCAUCGAAUAAUACAACUGCAAUCAAACAUAAAGACGAACUUUGCCCUAACAUAUUAGAUACUGGAAAUAAUACAAAUCCUAGAUUACCCACAGUUAAAAUUAUAAACAAAAAAAAAUUAUCAGUAGACACUGGCAUGGGUUCAAACCAUGCUGAUUCCGAAGACAAUUCUAAUUGGCAAGUAGUCACUUCACCUACUAAGCGUAUAAACUCCCCAGGAACAUCAUGA